UAUUUUCAGUUUGUUGUUUUUCUGAGCGACGCAGGGGUUGUUGGCGCCAUAUUGAAAGAAGAAAAGUGUUCCGUUAAACGGUGAAAACUGUACAAACGGCAGGAUGUUGUACCUAGAAGACUACCUGGAGAUGAUCGAGCAGCUUCCCAUGGACCUCCGCGACAGGUUCACGGAGAUGAGGGAGAUGGACCUGCAGGUUCAGAACGCCACGGACCAGCUGGAGCAGAAGGUGACGGAGUUUUUCAUCAACGCAAAGAAGAACAAACCGGAGUGGAGAGAGGAGCAGAUGGAGGUCAUCAAAAAGGAUUAUUACAAAGCUUUAGAAGAUGCAGACGAGAAGGUCCAGCUGGCCAAUCAGAUUUAUGAUCUGGUGGACCGACACCUGCGUAAACUGGACCAAGAGCUGGCCAAGUUCAAGAUGGAGCUGGAGGCUGACAACGCCGGCAUCACAGAGAUCCUGGAGAGACGGUCUUUGGAGAUGGACAGCCCGUCUCAGCCGCUCAACAACCAUCACGUCCACUCACACACCAACACCGAGAAGAGGAAGUACUGCGCUCCGACCCACCACACCACGGAGCACAUUCCAGAGAAGAAGUUCAAGUCUGAAGCUCUGCUCUCGACGCUCACAUCAGACGCCUCCAAGGAGAACACCCCAGGCUGCCGGACCAACAGCACGCCUUCGUCCACCAACAACGUGUACAGCGUGAACUCCUCCCAGCCUCUGGCCUCGUACAACCUGAGCUCUCUGCCCGCAGGGCCCGGGGCCGGCGCCGGUGCCAUCACCAUGGCUGCUGCUCAGGCCGUCCAGGCCACCGCUCAGAUGAAGGAUGGCCGGAGGACAUCCAGUCUCAAAGCGAGCUACGAGGCCAUCAAGAACAACGACUUCCAGCUGAGCAGAGAGUUCUCUCUGACCCGGGACAACUCGGGCUACUCCUCCUCAGCUCUGGCCUCCACCCUCACCCAGACCCUCACCCCCACCGCUGCCUCCGACUCCAGGGGACGCAAGUCCAAGAGCAGCGUGAAGUCGUCCAAUCAGCAGUCGUCCUCCUCGUCGUCCUCUUCCUCGCUGUCUUCCUGCUCCUCGUCGUCUGCACUGGCCCAGGAGCUUUCCCAGCAGGCGGUGGUUCUGCCCGAAGCCGACGCCAACAACCAGGUGGACUGGACCUAUGACCCGAACGAGCCCCGCUACUGCAUCUGUAACCAGGUGUCCUAUGGAGAGAUGGUCGGCUGUGACAACACGGAUUGUCCGAUCGAAUGGUUCCACUACGGCUGCGUGGGUCUGACUGAGGCCCCCAAAGGAAAGUGGUUCUGUCCUCAGUGUACCGCCGCCAUGAAGAGGAGGGGCAGCCGCCACAAAUAGAGCCCCUGCUGCCCUCAGAGGUCAAAGGUCAGAGUGUUUGAGUCCUUCCUCUGAGUGACAACUGAAGCCAUUUCACAAACUGGACUAUAAACUACAACUGUGGCUGCCUGGGUACAUUACAUGUUGGACUACAACUAUGGCUGCUCGAAUAUAUCACAUUGUGGACUCCAACUAUGGCUUCCUGGAUAAAUUACAUGUUGGACUACAACUAUGGCUGCCUGUGUAGUUCUUCUGGAUGGUGCUGAUGGGUAUGUGAAUGUUGGGGCGGUUCCACCUGAACUGUUUGAAAUCAAAUAAAAUGUUUUUGUAAGUA
Nematolebias whitei (Rio pearlfish) is the source of this 1673-nucleotide messenger RNA. RefSeq names its product inhibitor of growth family, member 3 (gene ing3). Gene Ontology annotation, biological process: regulation of DNA-templated transcription. Lineage: Eukaryota; Metazoa; Chordata; Actinopteri; Cyprinodontiformes; Rivulidae. Gene Ontology annotation, cellular component: NuA4 histone acetyltransferase complex. The coding region runs from base 104 to 1360 and encodes 418 amino acids. The record is from RefSeq and is a predicted model, not a curated record. The transcript is spliced from 13 exons.